CCGGCGCUCGGCGCGGUUGCCAUGGGGUGGGCCCCGGGGCGCUGCCGCCAUGGACGAGGAGGAGGCCACGAGAGAUUUCAAUGAACGCUGUGCCCAGUGUUCAGAAGUGAACUGGGGUCUCGCUGAUGGCAGAUUUUAUUGCAGAUCUUGUCACAAUGUUACUGAGAGAACUAGAGAAGUUGUAAAUGCUGAUUUUGUUUCUAAUACAAGAGUCCAAACAAUAUCCAAAGGUUUAAGAAAGCAGGAAAAAAAUGAUGGAGGCUGUGAAUGGUAUGUUUGUGAAGGCUUUCAGCUUAUACUCAAGAAACAAGCUGAAGCUCUAGAAGCAUUAGGAGUGUGUCCACAAAUGAAGGAUGAAAUUCUGUACAAUUUUUGGAGGCAUUACCUUCAGAAGAGCAAACAGGCCUAUUGCAGUAGACCAGCUGGGGAAACUAUCAAAGCAUUAUCAGUUUGUGAUAGCAGUACUGAUGUUGACAGUGACCCACAGAGACCCAGCCUUCUUCACUUGUUGUCUCUCUCUGAAAGUGAGGGGGAUUUACAGACUGAUUGCAGCUUUGCCUCAUCAACUAGCAAGGUCUCAGAAAGCACCUCUGUGUGCUCUGGAUCCGUAGAUGGUAGCUUGUAUUUAAUGAAGAACCAAAAGGAGAAACUGAGGAUGACGAUGCCAAUGACUCUUUCAUUUUGUUACAUGGCGUUACUCUGGUUGAGAGAACCAAUGACAUUAUCUGAUCUCUUAAGGUUUGUUGUUGAAGGUCAUAUUCCAUAUCUGAAUGUUUUUGAGCAUUUUCCGGAGAAGAUGAAGUUAUGUGGACUUGAUCUUAAGAUCUUUUGUGUAGAGUCAUGGCCUGGAUAUGAAGAAGUCCACAACAAAAUGCUUGAGCUUGCAGCGUUUUUAGACCUGCCUCGUUUUCCAGAUAUAACAGACAGCUGCUUUCUUCAUCCAGACAUGUUGUGCAUGAAGUACUUGAUGGAAGCUAAUUUACCUGAUGAAUUGCAUAAUUGGACUCGUCGAGUGGUGAAAAAGACCUCUAUUGGAGAAGCAGAUAUUCUGACUCUUGUGCCUGGAAAUAAGUCAACAAGAAAAGUGAAAUAUGAUGUUCUUGCUGUAGCAGUUAUUGUAGUAGUGCUCAAAUUACUGUUUUUGUUAGAUGAUCACUAUGAAUGGUUGCUGUCAGACUUUGCCAAGGAACAAAAUAAAAGUAACAAAGAAGGUCCAUAUUUUGAGUUCAAAAAGUGGUACAAGGUUAUAAAAUGUUCCUUGGAUGUGGAGCAAAAGAAAUUGGAUGAAGAAAGAGCCAAGUAUCUGUGGAGGUGUGAAAAGCCACUGUUUUAUUCAGCCAAGAAUAAAGCUAGAGUUCUCAAGAGAAGACAAAUCGUUGUGAACUUACAAAAUCAGUUUGGCAAGCUGUCUGGUUCAGUGCAACCUGCUGAAAAGCCACGUCCUUCAAGUUUUCAGUUAACCUGGUCUGAAGAAAACACAGAUGGGAGUUGUUUUCAUGGGCAUAGCCUGAAGGGAAUUUUGCAAGAAAAGUGUGGUUUACUUACAGCUAUGAAUCCUGACUAUUGGCUGUGCACAGUUAAACUAUGUACAGAGAAAUUGUGCGGUCAUCUGGCUCAUUACAGAGACGUGGACUUUCCCCAGAGUUACCAUUUUGUACUUAGGUUAUUCUCCUUUCUUCUGAGGAUACAGCCCUCUUAUAUCCAUGACGAGGUGUGUGUGAUAGAACACAAACUUUUUAAUAAAAAACUCUGUAAAAAGCCAAAGUACAACGCAGUCCUAAGGAAGUAAAAAGCCCUGAAAAUAAUUGAUUUGAUCCCACACCAUGGUAUUACAUCUAAACUUACACUGAUCCUUUUGCCUGCAUGGAAGUUUUCUGUUAAGAUGGUAGUGCUGAGAUCUACUACUGUACUUUAGUUGUAGUGUCAUUUUAUCUAUAAUUUAAGCCACUGGUUUCCAGCUGGGAAAGUUAGCAAGGAAACUGCUGAUCACAAUUUAUUUCCUCCCUUGACUUCAGAGCCAACAAGAAGCUAUGAAAUUACCAUUUUGGGGGCAUAAUUGUACAUACCUUGAGUGUACCGGGCAGCACGUUAGCAUCUAAUUACAUUGUGAGAUUGUUCAAUUAAAAAUGCUCUCUUUUUUCACCUACUCUUGUAUGACUGCAAAUAUUUUUCUAGGAAGUAAUGUUUACUUUGGUUUGAAACAGUGUGUUAACAAAUAAAAGGAGCACUUGGUUGAUGUUU
Apus apus (common swift) is the source of this 2241-nucleotide messenger RNA. It is a transcript of the gene TAF1B, whose product is annotated as TATA-box binding protein associated factor, RNA polymerase I subunit B. The record is from RefSeq and is a predicted model, not a curated record. Gene Ontology annotation, biological process: RNA polymerase I preinitiation complex assembly; nucleolar large rRNA transcription by RNA polymerase I. The transcript is spliced from 15 exons. Bases 50 to 1789 code for a protein of 579 amino acids. NCBI's taxonomy places the organism in Eukaryota, Metazoa, Chordata, Aves, Apodiformes, Apodidae. Gene Ontology annotation, cellular component: RNA polymerase I core factor complex; RNA polymerase transcription factor SL1 complex. Gene Ontology annotation, molecular function: RNA polymerase I core promoter sequence-specific DNA binding.